Messenger RNA from Rhipicephalus microplus (southern cattle tick), 4541 nucleotides. RefSeq names its product alpha-1,3-mannosyl-glycoprotein 4-beta-N-acetylglucosaminyltransferase B. Gene Ontology annotation, biological process: protein N-linked glycosylation. Gene Ontology annotation, molecular function: acetylglucosaminyltransferase activity. NCBI's taxonomy places the organism in Eukaryota, Metazoa, Arthropoda, Arachnida, Ixodida, Ixodidae. Gene Ontology annotation, cellular component: endoplasmic reticulum-Golgi intermediate compartment; Golgi stack; endoplasmic reticulum. The record is from RefSeq and is a predicted model, not a curated record.
GCGGCGCAAGUAUCCACUGAUGUUGCUGUAAUCGAGCAACUGAGGAGACCGUGGAGUAUGUCGUGCUCUGCCACAGCAGCUGUUGCGGCAUGUGAGCUCUGGAGGAUCUUGACGCAGUGCUGUGUUUUAAAUGUCUGUGCUUGUACGUCAGGGCGCCAGUUCGAACACGUGCCUGUGCGACUAUGAGGCCGGGCGGCUUCGUGGGAACGCUGUGUGUGUGAGUGCUGCUACUUGGAGCGGACCCACGCUGCUGCGAGCGCUGCCGCCCCUCGACGUCUCUUUCGUGCGUGGUGGAAAACUGUGACAACAAACAGACAUCGGCAGCACCCACGAUGCUCCCGAGGAGGCCAGUGCCGUUCUACGUCGCGCUAUUUGUGAUUGCAGCACCUUUCUUCACUAUAUUCGUCAUGUUUCAGAAGCCCGACAUGUCCGAGGAGUCGGCACUGGUGCAGCGCGUCGCCGAGCUGCAGGAGCGACUGCGGCACGCCGAGAUGCUGAACCACCAGCGCUGGGAGGACGUUCUGGCGCUGCAGCAGCACCUGGUGCCCCGCAACGGGAGCCUAGGCGACGGCACGCCCCUCGACCUGCAGCUGCCGGCCAUCUACAACUUCUUGCCGCACCUGACCGCGGGACCGGACGCCAUCAGACCCGCUGUCAAGAUCUCCAGGGGACGAAGCGGAGCGACCAUGGUGCUUGGCGUGCCCACUGUUAAGCGGGAGGUUCAAAGCUACCUUAUGUCUACGCUACAAAACCUGAUCAACAACAUGAGCCCCGAGGAGAGACGUAUAUCGCUUAUCGUAGUGUUCGUCGCAGAGACUGACUUAAGCUAUGUCAUGGAGCAAUCCAAAGAAAUCAAACAAGAGCUAAGUGAACAUGUCGAGAGUGGUCUUCUGGAGAUCAUCUCCCCACCAGCAUCCUUCUACCCAGACAUGGACCACCUGCCGGAGACGCUGGGGGACCCGCUAACCCGCGUGAAGUGGAGAACAAAGCAAACGUUGGAUUUUGCGUACCUUAUGAUGUACGCGCAAAGCAGGGGGACAUUUUACGUGCAGCUAGAGGAUGAUAUCCUCACAAAACCUGGAUACAUCACAAAAAUGAAAAAUGCUGCAUACAAUCACAUAGCGAACAAGAGGCAUUGGAUGAUUCUUGACUUCUGCCAGCUAGGAUUUAUUGGGAAACUGUUCAAGUGUGUGGACCUGUCAAAGUUUGUGGCCUUCUUUCUCAUAUUUUACAAUGACAAGCCUGUUGACUGGCUUCUAGAUAACAUGAUUUCUACAAUGGUUUGCCGAAAUGAUCAUGACCCCAAACAAUGUCGGAAGAGAGUAGAUACCGUAUGGAUUCAUUAUAAGCCAUCGCUAUUCCAGCAUGUGGGCAUGCAUUCAUCCUUGAAAGGCAAACUGCAGAAAUUGAAGGACCGCCACUUUGGCAAGCUGGCACUUCACGUCAGCCAUGCGAACCCAACAGCUGUGGUGACCACUUCACUUAAAUCCUACAAGAACUACAACCUUGCUAGAGCAUACCAGGGCGCCACUUUCUUCUGGGCCUUGAUGCCUCAGAAAGGGGACAACAUCACGUUUCGGUUCACACCACCCAUCCGGAUAGAACGGUUUCUGUUCCGUAGUGGAAACCAAGAGCAUCCAGAUGACAAGUUCUACAACACAACAGUUGAAGUGCAGCUUGACUACGAGCCAGUGAUCCUGCCACUUACGAGGACACUGGAUGGAUUCUAUGUAGUUGGAAGGUUCAAAGCCAGCACAGGGAUUGCCGAGGGAAAUUUGCCACCUGAAAUAGGCUGUGUGCGAACCCUGCGACUGAACAUUCAAUAUGACUCAAGUCAUUGGGCCAUUCUGAGCGAGAUAUGGAUCAAACCAGCAAACACCAGUUUCCAAGCUAACCCAACUUCUGUGAAAGUUGUUCAGUGGCAGACAGUUUCAGUGAAAAAAAAUUUGUAGUGCAAAAAACGCUCAGUGAUCAGCUCCUGCCUUCAAGAGCCAUUACCUCAGGAGAGUGCAAUAAUUUUCUACGACAUUUGCAAGCCACACUGCACCGCAACUGUGUGAUUCCCAAGCGUCGCCUUGACACUUGUGCUUGUGAAUGCUGUUCACAUUUCCAAAUGCCUUGCAACUUCAGGUGAACUGUGCGUCUUUCAAAAUGUUUUGUUUGGAAGUGCUAGAACUACAUACAGUGCCUGUGGAACGUCGGCAGAGCUUCACCAUGGACAACUUCAUUAGUUUUCGGAGUGUUUCGAGUACUUCAACUUGAGACAGUAAUUCACUACAAAGUGUGAUAGAUGGUUGUUGCAGUAUGGGUGUUGACUUCGUUAAGUCUUUUAGUUUAUGUGCAAUUUUAUUCAUUGUUUCACUCAACUAGGAACACAUUGUUUAUAUAAUUUUAAGUGAUGCGUGCUUGGAUAUGUCUUGUGAUAACCGCAAGAGCAGCGAAUGGAAGCAUAGGUUUUGAUCAAGAUUAAUGCACAGCCCUAGUAUGACCUUGCUGUUCAAUCAUAGUAUUUUUUUUCAACCCUCAAGUUGCCUUAAUAGGGUAUAGGGCACUUAUUAAGCCGACUGUAAAUAACGAAUUGCUUUGAUAUGAAACUAUAUUAAAUGGUAUUAUUAAAUUAAUAUUAGGUAGUACGUAUCUGAAGCUAUGCCUUUUGCUCGUUGUACUUCUUAAUGGUUUCUUUGAAUUACUAUCCCUAGGUGAAUAAAGUACCUUGAUUUGAUUUGAUUGUAAGUUUAUGUAAAAAACGAGAUGUAAUAUUUUAACAUUUAGCACAAACUAUAGAGUCAGAUAAAGGAAGAGCACUGCUUUUGUUAUCACCUGUAUCUGUAUUGCACUAUGUACUACUUUAUUAGUUUCAUUCUUGGCACACAGAGCUUAUGGAAGUUCACCUACAAGAGAAACUACAAUUGGCAAUGUGCUACUUAUAUUGGAGUGUCACAGCAUACAUCGUAGAAACAGACAUGCAAGCAUCCCGUGAUACUCAUUACAUAUGUUGGUGAAAAUUUUAUAAAGCUUAGAUUCUGCAUGCGAUUUACAUGGCUUUACAUAGUUGCCGUGAGUGAUUCCUGAUAUAUGUAAACAUGCUUUCAUGGACUACAUUUGCCUUUUGUGUGGCAAUGCACGUAAGCAGGGUUAGUGUGUCUAUUCUACACUGUCUGGAAAUGGCAUGGAGAGGGCUGCUGCCGAUUUUUAUGAACACUGUUUACACUUGUACACUAGGCAGCUUUGUGCUUGUGUUUAUUAAUGGAGCACUGAAUGCUUUACUAAGGUUUCCUAGCUUACGUUAUCAGCAUGCAUGGGACAUAACCUGCACUCAUACGAGGCAGGAGCAAUAGCCUGCCAAGUGUUGUUGACUCCGGUUAUAACAAACAGAUUCAGACUUUGUUUCUUUGGUUUUUCAGCAAAGACUCGGUCUUUAGAGCUUAAGCUAGCUUGACCAUAGGUUUCUGGAACUACUCACAUUUAGCAUACAGCAGGUGUUUAAGCUGUACAGUCAAGAAUUUCAUAACCACAGAAAUACAGUGCUGUACUUAAAAUAGAACAGUAUACUAACGAAUCGGCACUAAAUUCACCAUAGCGUUUUAGUGUGUUCAUUGUGAAUGUCAAUAAUAUAUUUCACAACUGAAAACAAACAAGUAUCAGGCACAGUGAAGUGAAGUAUAUGUUUUUUUUAUCACGCUAUAUUUCAUUGAUAAUUCCACAUCCCCAUUUACCUAAGCACAAGGUCCGAUGUGAUUGUGGCUGUUCAGUUGCAAGUGUGUAUCUACUUACAUCAGAAAAUUACGCUCAUUACAAAGGAAUUAGUUAUACUAAGUCGCCAUGCCUGCUCAUAUACAGCCCCACACUUAGUGCCUGUAUUGCAAACUAAGCUCACUGAAGUUGGUGUGGUAGAUUUAAUAUGCAACUUGGAAUUGAAGUUAUUGUAAGUCAUAGCGCUCGAAUUGCAUAGAAGUACACAUUUUUUAGUGCUUCAGAGUUUCCUGCAUAAUCCUUAUUGAUUAUGCAUUUGUGUGAAUGUCGGUGUUGCAACAAAUUUUCAUGAAAUAGUUUGUCCGCUUUUCAGUGUAAAAACUUGUGCCUGCUUUCUGCAUUCUUUUGUUAUCUGUUCCUGUGUGGAUCAUAUCACGAAACAAUGCCUUAGUAAUUAUAGCUGUACAGAGAUUUUUUUUUAAUGGGAGUCAGUAUCGUGCAUAUUGUUGAAAUCUUUAAGGCUGAGAAAAAACUGUCUCUUGCCUCAUCAUAAAAGUAUCAGUUUACUGCUGUUCUUUCACACCUUUUAUGAUCUUCUCUCUAGCCUUGUGCAUUAAAAAAUUAAUCCAAGUUAGUUUAAUUGCAUAAGUUUUCAUAUUCCCAAUGAUAAAUCCUCUAAAUUAUUUUCUCAAAACGUAACUCUUUUUGCCUAUAGGUUUUCUUUUAUUGUAAGGAGGUACGACUUGAGGAGCUAUUGCCUCCUCUUCAGAGCCCCAAGUUUAGCUGAUGUCAGCUGUGUUCAAAAUUUUGCUUGUUUUGAAACAAUAAAGUAUUUUUUUACUGUUGCA